Neocloeon triangulifer is the source of this 2488-nucleotide messenger RNA. It is a transcript of the gene Suv3, whose product is annotated as ATP-dependent RNA helicase SUV3 homolog, mitochondrial. Gene Ontology annotation, cellular component: mitochondrial degradosome. Gene Ontology annotation, biological process: RNA catabolic process; mitochondrial RNA 3'-end processing. The coding region runs from base 19 to 2376 and encodes 785 amino acids. Gene Ontology annotation, molecular function: hydrolase activity, acting on acid anhydrides; ATP binding; RNA helicase activity. The transcript is spliced from 13 exons. The record is from RefSeq and is a predicted model, not a curated record. Lineage: Eukaryota; Metazoa; Arthropoda; Insecta; Ephemeroptera; Baetidae.
UUGUGUUUUGCAUCAUGCAUGCCAUGUGUUGAAACAGCCCUAAAUCUUUCUUUUAUCUUCUCGGGUCGAGGUCGCUUCAGGAAGGGCAUGUUGGGCAGCGGUUCCAGGGUGAUGGGGGCGGCACGUCGCCUCCGCUGCCUCAAACUCACACAGCAGCAAAACCACCAAAGACUGCUGCGGCCAGGUUGCGGCGCCCUUUCACUUGUCAGGGGCAAAAAGGACGACUCGUCCUUUUCGCACCUUUUCGUGCCGGUGCCGGUAAAGCCGAGUAGCGACGACAUCAACGUCGGCGCCGAACUGACCGGCGCCGAAAUCCACAAGGACGACCUGCUGAAGGUGCUCAACAAAUUCUACCAGCGCAAGGAAAUUAAAACCCUGGCCAAGGAGCAUGGUCUCGACCAUCACUUGAUGCACCAGGCGUACAUCAGCUUUCGAAGGUACUGUCUGGAGGCGACGGCCCUGCCACCAGACCUGCACAUAAUCCUGGCUGACAUUCUUCAGGGCGCCGGUUCUGUGGACAGCAUUUUCCCCUAUUUCCUGCGCCACGCCAGGACCGCCUUUCCGCACCUCGAGUGUAUGGACGACCUGAGGAAGAUCAGUGAUCUGAGAACACCUGCCAAUUGGUACCCAGAAGCAAGGCGCCUAACUCGAAAGGUCAUUUUUCACGCGGGUCCAACUAAUAGUGGCAAGACGUACCACGCCCUUGAGAGGUUUAUGAGCGCCAAGUCAGGUGUCUACUGUGGGCCCCUAAAAAUGCUAGCUGUUGAAGUUUUCAACAAAUGCAAUGCUAAGGGGACUCCGUGUGAUCUUGUAACUGGCGAAGAAAGGAGGGCUGGGAAUGCUGAUGGUUCUCAGGCAAACCACGUAGCCUGCACAGUCGAAAUGACAUCAAUAAACCAACACUUUGAGGUGGCAGUGAUCGACGAAAUUCAAAUGAUGAAGGAUGACCAGAGAGGCUGGGCAUGGUCCAGAGCUCUGCUAGGAGUUCAGGCAGACGAAAUCCAUGUGUGCGGCGAACCUGGUACUGCAGAGUUGCUCCAAGGGCUGCUCAACACCACUGGCGAGGAUCUCGAAAUUAGAAAUUACAAGAGAUUGACUCAAUUGGAGGUGGAGACGACAGCCCUUGGCACCUUAGACAAUGUGCUUCCUGGCGACUGUAUCGUCUGUUUUAGCAAAAAUGACAUUUACUCUGUGUCGAGGCAAAUCGAAGCUCUUGGCCGGGAGGUGGCCGUCAUUUACGGAGGUCUGCCUCCGGGAACGAAACUAGCGCAGGCUUCUAAGUUCAAUGACCCUAGCAAUCCAUGCAAGGUAAUGGUUGCAACCGACGCCAUUGGAAUGGGUCUCAAUUUGAGCAUCAAACGAGUGAUUUUUUAUUCGUUGAUCAAACCAGUGGUGAAUGAGAAAGGAGAGAAGGAAAUGGACACAAUAUCAGUCUCCUCAGCAUUGCAAAUUGCCGGACGAGCCGGCCGGUAUGGAACAGAAUAUGAAAAUGGCAGAGUGACCACCUUCCGUCCAGACGAUCUGCCAAUUUUGAAGUCUCUUUUGUCACAAACCCCAGAACCCAUCAAAAAAGCAGGCCUGCAUCCAACUGCCGACCAAAUUGAACUGUACGCGUACCACUUGCCGAACAGUGCUCUUUCCAAUUUAAUGGACAUUUUUGUAACUCUUUCCACGGUGGACGACUCGCUUUACUUCAUAUGCAACAUUGAGGACUUCAAAUUCCUUGCUGACAUGAUUCAACACGUGCCUCUUCCAUUGCGUGCAAGAUAUGUUUUCUGUUGUGCUCCAAUCAACAAAAAAAUGCCCUUUGUCUGCACCAUGUUUCUUAAAUAUUCCCGUCAGUACAGUAAAAACGAGGCUAUCACUUUCGACUGGUUGUGCCGCCACAUAGGCUGGCCAUUUUCAGCGCCGCGCACAAUUGUUGAUCUUGUACACUUGGAGGCAGUUUUUGACGUACUCGAUCUCUACCUGUGGCUCAGCUAUCGAUUCAUGGAUCUGUUUCCUGACGCGGCCCUUGUUCGAGACAUGCAGAAUGAAUUAGACUUGAUCAUCCAACAGGGCGUAUUCCAAUUAACUAGACUGUUGAAAAAUUCUGAGCAGAGUGGAGACGAAGAUCAGUUUACCAUGUCCAGAUACAAGAAUAAAAGAAUAAAAGCCAAAGUCAGUGAUGAUGGACCUAGUUUGCCAACAGGUCGUUUGACCGACAGAUUAUUGGCGCAAGGCCUCCUCACUCCAAACAUGCUGCAGGAGUUGCAAAAGGAAUGGAACCAGAAAAAAAGCAAAGGAGUAAAAGAAGAUGAGGACAUUUUAAAUACGUCUGUAAAAAGAGGACGAAAGAAGAAAACAAAAUCCACCCUUAGGGACGAAGAUCUAUGAAAAACGUGUGUAUUGUCAAAUAUUAAAAUGUUCUCAAAAUUAGUGUAAAAAGGAGCAGUCACUGCCAAAAAUGAUAACCAAAUCAUUAAAAUGUCAAAAGAAAAUUGAAAAA